CCGGGAGGAAGCCGAAACAAAAAAAUGUGGAUAUUAAUGAUAUUUACUAUUUUUACCGUAAUUCAAAACUCGCAUGCAAGAGACUGCGCUUGCGCACUGACAAGAGAACAGAUCCUGAACAGUGAUGCAGGUUUCGUAGGAACAGCGGUGAUCGGGGAGUGUUUCCAGAUCCUUCCCCACACUAACGCCACCUGGCAGCAUAUACAGUACCACCACCAGAGUGCCUGGAUAUCCAUCUCAUCUGUAGAAAUCCGAGACUGUGACAGUACGGUUCCAACAACCACACCCGGUUCCGUCGACCCUACUGCAGUAAGGCCGUCCCCCCAAUUACCUGGGUGUCCACCCAUCAUCACACGCGCUGAUUGGGGCGCGAUGCCACCUUCACACUCCAUGACGCUGUUGACAGAAAAACCAAAAUUAGUAAUUAUACAUCAUGGAGCAACCAGUCCAUGUUCCACACAAAACGAGUGCUCAAAGCGAGUGCGCUCAUAUCAGACCUUUCACAUGUCCGCACCACCUGCUGGACGAGGCUGGUGGGAUGUUGGAUACAACUUCAUGGUGGGAGAGGACGGUAACGUGUAUGAAGGGCGUGGCUGGGAUCAGGUGGGCGCUCAUGCUUAUGGCUACAACUCCGUGAGUUUAGGCAUUUCUUUUAUCGGUGACUUCAGGGAAAGACUCCCUAAUCCAAAUGCCAUCCGCGCUGCACAGGCACUGAUAAGAUGUGGUUUGGAUAACGGAAAGAUAACCGGGAACUACAAACUUAGAGGCCAUCGUGACGUAGGCAAUACUGAGUGUCCAGGACAGACACUUUAUGACUAUAUUCAGACAUGGCCUCAUUACAACAUUCACUGACUAUACAAAAAAUUAGCAGAAAAAGCAUCAAAUACAUGUAAUGUAACUGAGGGUAUAUCAAAUCAUUUAUUUUGUCAGUCAAAAUAAACAUAUUUGAUUCUAAUUAGUAUUGUGUAGCUGCAAAAGCAUUUAAAGUCAUUAAAGUCUUCCGACUUAGGAAAACCUGAAA
This is a messenger RNA of Saccostrea echinata, 1021 nucleotides long. RefSeq names its product peptidoglycan recognition protein 1-like. Bases 25 to 852 code for a protein of 275 amino acids. The record is from RefSeq and is a predicted model, not a curated record. Gene Ontology annotation, biological process: peptidoglycan catabolic process. NCBI's taxonomy places the organism in Eukaryota, Metazoa, Mollusca, Bivalvia, Ostreida, Ostreidae. The transcript is spliced from 6 exons. Gene Ontology annotation, molecular function: zinc ion binding; N-acetylmuramoyl-L-alanine amidase activity.